Psammomys obesus (fat sand rat) is the source of this 4319-nucleotide messenger RNA. RefSeq names its product recombination signal binding protein for immunoglobulin kappa J region like (gene Rbpjl). Gene Ontology annotation, cellular component: nucleus. The transcript is spliced from 12 exons. Gene Ontology annotation, biological process: regulation of transcription by RNA polymerase II. Gene Ontology annotation, molecular function: RNA polymerase II cis-regulatory region sequence-specific DNA binding; DNA-binding transcription activator activity, RNA polymerase II-specific. The coding region runs from base 104 to 1645 and encodes 513 amino acids. The record is from RefSeq and is a predicted model, not a curated record. NCBI's taxonomy places the organism in Eukaryota, Metazoa, Chordata, Mammalia, Rodentia, Muridae.
GCGAGGACCAGGGGUCAGAGGUGUGAAGGGUAUCGAAGACAGUGGCACUAGACGUGUCCAGAGAGCAGCAUUGAGAGGGCAGCCUGGGCCUCGACGAGCGGCCAUGGAUCCGGUGGGGACAACAGACCCCUCGGUGCCCCCGGGCCCUCUGACUCACCUGAGCCUGCCGGACAGCUCAGAGGAGCGGCAACAGAGCGACGGGCCGAGCCUCCUGGGCUGUUGGACCAGGUCACCUCCAGAGCAUGCCGCCAUCUUAAGGGAAGGUGUGCGCUCGUGCCUGCAGCAGAGAUGCGAGCAGACUGUGUGGAUCCUACAUGCCAAGGUGGCUCAGAAAUCCUACGGAAAUGAGAAGCGGUUCUUCUGCCCUCCGCCCUGUGUCUACCUCGCUGGCCCCGGCUGGAGGGUGAAGCCAACACAAGACCAAGCCCACCAGUCUGCGGAGACCGGACCCACCGUCUGCGGCUACAUGGGACUGGACGGCGCGUCCGGCAGCGCUCCUGAGACGCAAAAGUUGAAUUUCGAAGAGCAGCCGGACUCCAGGGAAUUUGGUUGUGCCAAGACCCUGUACAUCUCUGACGCCGACAAGAGGAAGCACUUCCGGCUGGUGCUGCGACUCGUGCUGCGAGGAGGCCGGGAGCUGGGCACCUUCCACAGCCGCCUCAUCAAGGUGAUCUCCAAGCCCUCGCAGAAGAAGCAGUCGCUGAAAAACACAGACCUGUGCAUCUCCUCGGGCUCAAAGAUCUCCCUUUUCAACCGCCUGCGCUCCCAGACAGUGUCCACACGCUACCUCUCGGUGGAAGACGGGGCCUUUGUGGCCAGUGCAAGACAGUGGGCAGCCUUCACACUCCACCUGGCUGAUGAGCACUGUUCCCAAGGGGACUUCCCACCCCAGGAAGGCUACAUCCGCUAUGGCUCCCUGGUGCAGCUGGUCUGCACGGUGACAGGUGUCACCCUGCCUCCCAUGAUCAUCCGCAAAGUAGCCAAACAGUGCGCCCUCCUUGACGUGGACGAGCCCAUCUCCCAGCUACACAAGUGUGCGUUCCAGUUUCCAGGCGACACGCCCGGAGGGGGUGGCACCUACUUAUGCCUUGCCACGGAGAAGGUGGUGCGAUUCCAGGCUUCCCUCUGCCCCAAGGAGGCCAACAGGGCACUGCUCAACGACAGCUCUUGCUGGACCAUCAUCGGCACCGAAUCGGUGGAGUUCUCCUUCAGCACCAGCCUGGCCUGUACCCCGGAACCUGUCACGCCGGUUCCGCUCAUCAGCAGUCUAGAGCUGAGCGGCGGAGGGGACGUGGCCACGCUGGAGCUGCAUGGAGAAAAUUUCCACGCUGGGCUCAAGGUGUGGUUCGGAGACGUAGAGGCAGAAACCAUGUACAGGAGCCCGCGGUCAUUGGUGUGCGUGGUGCCAGACGUAGCGGCCUUUGGCAGCGACUGGCGCUGGCUGCGCACUCCCAUCACCGUGCCGGUGAGCCUGCUGCGCGCCGACGCGCUCUUCUAUCCCAGCGCCUUCUCCUUCACCUACACCCCGGAAUACAGCGCACGGCCCCCCGACGCUCACGAGCCUGCCCCGGACGCGGACGCGCUUCUCCAGAGCAUCCACCACGAGUUCACACGCACCAACUUCCACCUCUUCUGCCCCAGCUAGGUACCACCACCUGCCCUGUGGCUGACGCCCCGCGCCGCUGUCCAUCCAACUUCUUGCCCCUGUGCUAAGAAAGGGGAAGAGGCGGGGAUUUCUCACCUGUCCUCAGGCCAUCCGCCAUCCUCGGACAUCCAGUAACUGUCAAUCAGGAGUGAUGGUCUAAGGUCUUCACGGUGUAGGGUACUUCCUGUUUUUGUAACCGUGUAGAUCCAUCCUUCCGUCUUUGUCUCUGUUUGGCUCUUCCUGAGUCUUUGACCUACUCUAAGGAUCCAAGUCCAGACAUCUGGGUCCCAUGAGGUCCCUCUUAGAGCUAGCAUCUACCAGUGGCUUCACUCCCUAUGGCACCUUCGCCUGGGUUUGAGCUCUGGCCCACAACAUUCGUGAUCAGGCAGAGGCUUAGGUCAGCAAGUCAGGUUUUGCCCUUUUCACUGUACCCAAGGCCGCUUCUCCUUCAGGCCCAAUGGGAAGAGCCUGAGGAUAAAAAUCGUUCUGUAUCCAGGUACAGGUGAACCAGAAUCCACGUGUGUGUGUGUGUGUGUGUGUGUGUGUGUGUGUGUGUGUGUGUGUGUGUAGGUGGGAGAGGCGCUGAGUGCUCACUGGGUUCUGCUCGAGUCCGAGUCUGAUGGAACAGGCACCUUUAGGCCUCUCUGUAGGAGGAAAUAGAGUUCCGAGGCAGCAGAUACCCUUGAGCCCCUACACCUGGCAGCCCUCGCAGCCAGCAACUAGCUAUACCCCCCCCCCAUGCCAAGCAAGAAGACACUGCAGUCAGAGGCAAACCCAGGGCCUCCUCAGACCAUGCCUGCUCCAGGACAAGGCAGACAGAAGCCAUGAGACAACCGGGCAAUAAUGGAAGUGAGAAUAGGUCCUCUCCAUACAGGACCUAUUCGGGAACAGCCCAUCCCUGGUCAAGCUUACUCUGCCUACCCUGUGCUCACAUGGAAAAGGGAACUGAGUAGAUCAUGGCUUGGGCAAUAAAAACCAAAGACAUAUGGUAUAAUGGGUGUCAGUCUGUGGUCUUGCCUGGUAGGGAGGACUAAUCUGAAGCAUGGGUUCAGUCUAUACCUAUAACACCCUAAACAUGCCAGAUCUCGUCUGAAAUGUGAGUUCAAAGCUCUAAUGAUCUGGAACUCUCCUUAAGCCUUGGAGGAAGAGCUCAUUUCCUGUGAGCCCUCUCACCCCCACCCCACCCUGGAGCUGGCCCCCAAAUGCGGAAGGUCCCAUAUGAAAGCAGCAGUAAGAUUUGUUCACAGACUAUAGAGGCAUGCCUUUAAUCCCAGCCCUUGGGAGGCAGAGGCAGGUGGAUCUCUGAGUUCAAAGCCAGCCUGGUCUACAGAGUUUCAGAACAGCCAGGGCUACACAGUGAAACCCUGUCUCCUGUCUCCAAACAAGCAAAAAGACUUCGUAGAGUAGUCACUGAUUUCUUUCUCUGGUUUUCUGUUGGUUUGUUUGUUUGUUUUGCUUUGCUGUCUUUACUGAUUUCUGUUAUCUUCUAUCAACAAGCUGAAAUUCACCACAAAAGACACUGAAGAAGCUUGCUCAUGUGGCCCCAGACAGUGAAUCUUGGCUAAGAAAUUCAGGGCACAUUUUUGAUCAGCUAUGUCCCCAACAUGAAGUACCCUGCCUUGAAAACUUGUGUCACAGGCUAGAGAGAUGGCUCAGAGGUUAAGAGUGUUGGCUGUUCUUCCAAAGGUCUUGAGUUCCAUUCCCAGCAACGGCAUGGUGGCUCACAACCAUCUAUUGUGAAAUCUGGUGUCCUCUUCUGGAAUGCAGGCACACAUGCAGGACGAACAUUGCAUAAAUAAAUAAAUGCAUAUUUUAAAAAGAAAGAAGGAAGGAAGAAAAGUUGUGUCGCUAUCCCAUGGUGUUGACACAAGAAGGAAGCAAAGGGGAGUUUCAGAGAGUGCUGAGAGGCUGCAGGGCUGUUCCGGUGGCCCUCUGGGCUUUCUCUGCUGCAUCCCAAGGCAAGUGUGAGCCCAAGCCCAGGAGUCCAGCUCUGUGGUCUUCUUUGUUUCUCUCACCUUAUAAUCAAAGGUUCUACCUGAAAGUCUGACUCCAGGGCUCCAGCUCUGCCCAGUUUUGAGUUCCUGCUGUAGGACGGAUCGGUGGAAGUACUCCCUUACCAUAGUCUGAAUCACCUGGCAUCAGCUCCUUCCCAGUCCGUCCUCUUCCUAGCCCUGGAUCUUCUCUCUGCUUCUCCAGCACACAAUUCUACCAUCAAAGCUUGGGGACCCCGUCUCUUCUUCCACAGCAAAAUAGUCCCCUCCCGACUCCCCCUCUCUCCAAUUCUCUGCCUUCUGCAUCCAGGGGAAUACCAUAGAAAUCCCGAGUGAAAAUUCAUGAGCCCCGUGUUCAAAUCUUACCAGUAAUUUCAAGACAGAGACAGGAGAUGAUGAACUCAGGGCUCUCUACAUACUCAUGAAGUCAUCCCUACCAAGUUGCCUCCUGUGUUGAGUUGUCUGUCCCCUCCAGGCUGUGAGGGUCAUAUGGAAAUAAGAUUAUCAUUUGUUUGUUUGUUUAUUGUUAUGCAACACAAUGCCUCCCAAAAUAAGCCGGAGUUUGUUUCUUUGACAGAUAAUGGUUUGCAAAUACAAAGAAAAACCACCAGAUGGCACUGUUCCCCUCACAAAUAAAAGGGGGCUGUUAAAAAGCGACUAGAAUCCUUCCAUAUGAUCUUUUU